UCUGAGCCGGCCCGGAAGCGGUUCCCAGUCGGUACCCGUAGGGACAGGCGCGCAGCGGGCGGUGGCUGUGGCGCGGGCGGCGGUGCUGCGUGGCUCUGGAGGACCGGCGCGGACCUGCAGCGGCUCGCUGAGGCCGUGGGUCGUCGCUGCAGCUGUCAGGACUCUUGGGGCGAACUUGCCAGACAGAGAGGAGCGGAAGGGAAGGGCAGCUCAGGUGACUUCACACUCGUUUGCAGAUGCAUGGGCAUGGAGGCUAUGACUCUGAUUUUAGUGAUGAUGAACAAGGUGGAGGACCCAGCAAGAAGAGGAAGAAGACAGUCGAGGAUGAGUUGCUGCUUACAAAACCAUUUCAGAAAGAAAGGCAUGGACAGGUGGCCCAUAAGCAAGUUGCUGCGGACCUGCUGGACAGGGAAGAAGCAAGGAAUAGAAGGUUUCAUCUCAUAGCUAUGGAUGCUUAUCAAAGGCACACAAAGUUUGUAAAUGACUAUAUUUUGUACUAUGGCGGCAAGAGAGAGGACUUUAAGCGGUUGGGGGAGAAUGAUAAGACAGAUCUGGAUGUCAUACGAGAAAAUCAUAGAUUCCUAUGGAAUGAGGAGGAUGAAGCAGAUAUGACUUGGGAGAAGAGACUUGCAAAGAAAUACUAUGAUAAAUUAUUCAAGGAAUACUGCAUAGCUGAUCUCAGUAGAUACAAAGAAAAUAAGUUUGGAUUUAGGUGGCGAAUAGAAAAAGAAGUAAUUUCAGGAAAAGGCCAGUUUUUUUGUGGAAAUAAACGUUGUGAUGAAAAGGAAGGCUUGAGGAGCUGGGAAGUCAACUUCGGUUACACCGAGCACGGUGAAAAGAGAAACGCACUUGUUAAAUUAAGACUAUGCCAAGAUUGUUCCUUUAAAUUAAAUUUUCAUCACAGGAGAAAAGAAAUCAAGUCAACAAAAAGAAAGUCAAAAACCAAGACUGAGUGUGACAAGUCGCCUCGUAGGAAAUCCAAGUCGUCAUCUUCAGAGGGCGCUCCCAAGGGCAAGGAUGAAGGACAUUCAUCCUCAAAAAAGUCAGAAGAUUCUAGAAACACAGGCAGUGCUGAUGAGGAAGACGGUGCUUCAGACUCUGAGCUCUGGAAGGGUCCCCUGCCAGAGACAGAUGAAAAAUCACAGGAAGAAGAAUUUGAUGAUUAUUUUCAGGAUUUGUUUCUGUGAGCUGGGAACGAGAACCUUCUUCCUUGGUGAGGAAAUGUAGAGACACUCAGUGAAUGUCUGGACAGCCACUGGGACAGACACUUCAGAAGCACAACACAUUUCAGACAUUUCCUCCUUCACUUGUGUGGCUUCUCAGUUCUUAUCUAAAGCCUGUUUGGGGCUCUAGUUCUUCAGUAUAUGAUAAACUUGUUUCAAGUGUCAUUUGAACAUGGAGUGGUUGGCAUUGAGCUGUAAAUAAAUUUACUUUCUUAUUUUAAAAUG
Apodemus sylvaticus (European woodmouse) is the source of this 1448-nucleotide messenger RNA. RefSeq names its product protein FRA10AC1 homolog. The coding region runs from base 237 to 1187 and encodes 316 amino acids. Gene Ontology annotation, biological process: dephosphorylation. The transcript has 14 exons. Lineage: Eukaryota; Metazoa; Chordata; Mammalia; Rodentia; Muridae. The record is from RefSeq and is a predicted model, not a curated record. Gene Ontology annotation, molecular function: phosphatase activity.